CAUAAAUGAUGAUUAUUUACACAUUUUAUGAUCAUGAUCGUCAGAACAAUCGUAUAUGGCAUUGUCUCCAAACACCCGUUACGGUGCAUAGAUCAGGGUGUUUCAUAUUUUUAAUUGGAUUUCACUCGUCUUUUUAUGUAUUUCGUUUUUCUUCCAUGCUAUCUUAUUGUUGAAUGAUGCUUCUUUGUCAGUGACGAAGAGCGUUUGAAUAACUAUGUUUUCGGUGUCCGUGACUACCGUCCUUCUCGGCUGGACUGUGUUCAUUUGCUGUGCAUGGCUUAUAAGACGUCCAAAGAAUUUACCCCCUGGUCCCUGGUCCUGGCCCGUCAUCGGACACCGAGCUGGACCUGGUCAACUUCACGAGUGCUACACCAGUCUAUCUCGGCGGUAUGGCCCAAUCUUCAGCCUCCGGAGGGGUCCUUUUCUUGUGGUGGUGCUGAACAACCGUGACGUCAUUAGACAGGCCCUUGUCAAACAUGCAGAUAUGAUUUCUGAUCGGUUCACACCUAAACAUGUUCAAAUGGGCAUACCAACAUCAAACCCGCAUGCUUCUGUCGUUUGGAGCAGUGGUAAACCGUGGGGCGACCUCAGGAAAUUCAGUCUGACCGCCCUCCGUAAUUUCGGCAUGGGGAAGAGGAGUAUCGAACCACAUAUCAACAUCGAAGCGCGGUACCUUUGCGAAGAGAUGAAGAAACUCCGAGGUCAUCCAACCGACCUUCGCACCAUGUUGAACAAUACAUCGGCCAAUGUCAUUUGCAAAAUCGUAUUCGGGCGUCGAUUCGAAUACGAUGAUGAGGAAUUUCAGCGAAUCCUGGGCGCGUUCUACGAAAGCGUUAAUAACAUCUCGGGUUCUGAUCUAGUCAACGUCUUUUCGUUUUUAUUGCACAUGCCAUGGUACGACCGUUUUCGUCGUAAUCGCUCCGUUUUCACGACAUUCAUCAAGUCUCACAUGAAACUCCAUACAAGUUCAUUUGAGAAAGACAAUAUCCGUGACAUCAUCGAUGCAUACCUGGCCGAUGACGGCAUCUCGCGAGAUUUUACGGUCCAAGAAUUUGGGAGAGUCGUUUUGGACUACUUUGUUGCUGGGACUGAGACCACAUCUACUGUCCUCUCUUGGGCCAUAUUGUACCUGGCCCUCUACCCUGAAAUUCAGAGAAAAGUCCAGUGCGAACUGGAUGCCGUUGUUGGAAAUGGCCGUCAGCCAGCCAUCAGCGACCGUGCCCGUCUUCCAUACUGCGAAGCAACCCUGAUGGAAACCAUGCGAAUCCGCCCUGUGGUACCCCUCUCAGUACCGCACAUGACUUCCGGGAGUGUCUCUUUGGGUGGAUUCACCAUCCCUGAAGGAACGAUCAUCAUCCCGAAUCUUUGGGCGGCGCAUCACGACCCUGACGUCUGGGAUGAUCCUGACGACUUUCACCCCGAACGAUUCCUUGAGAACCAAGACAGUCCGACGGUGAAAAAGAAUGACUCAUGGAUCCCGUUUGGUUUAGGUCGUCGGGAAUGUCUGGGUGCUCAGCUGGCCAAGAUGGAAGUCUUUCUGAUGUUCGCCAAUCUUUUUCAGCGGUUUGAAUUCAAAAUACCACAUCACCACCGUACUCACACCAAGCCAGGCGUCAGUGGGUUAAUAAUGCCACCAGAACCGUAUGAAGUAUGUGCGAUUGAGAGAUGAAAGAAACGUCCUCAAGACUAAAAAUAAAAAAAAAGACAUAGAAAUUUAAUUUUCGUGUAACAUAAUUCACGCCAACAACAAUUAAAAAAUAACACCGUCUGCAGCCAUCACAAUUACUUUGUAGAUUGUUUUUCUUUCGGAUCUUCCAGCUGUCUAAAUUUCACUGAAAUUGCUUCUAAUUCAUAUGUUUAUAUUGCUUCACUGUCUUGUUAUUUUCUACCUUCCGUUUGUUCUAACCAUUUAAAAGUAAGUUUCAUGUUAACCACACUUGUCAUUUGAAGUCAUUUGAUAUGGAAAUUACUCACCAUUUUUUUUUUUUUUAAUGGAUUUCAGAUUUCUUUUUAUAGUUUGUUUAAUGAUAAGUUUGAUUCUGCUGUCGAUAUCGAUAGUAUAUGCAUGACAUUUUUUAUCCAUUGCUUGAGUUGUUACAGAUUAUACACAUGCAUAUUUUGGAAAUUUGUGGACGAAGAACAAAAAUCAUUUUAGGGAAAGAGGUUGAAUGAAGGAAACAAUAUAAUACCUUUAUUAUACUAAGUUAAAUUCUAUUUUAGUUAGGUCACCAUCAAACAUAUAGGCCUACCAAGUGUGGUUUUAUAUAGGUCUGGGUCUUUCCUUGGCUUUUUAGCAUUUCUUUACUAGAUCCGAUGCCUUUUUUCCGUAUCGACAACAAACACAUUAUAAUUGCAGUGUAUUUGAUCUUAUUUCAUUUUGUAAGAAAUCUUUACAAGUCCGUCAAAUUACUGUAAUUGGGCUACUCUCAGCAUUGUUGAAUACCCACAUAAAAAGUGAUUUAAAGGACGGCAUAUUCAUAGGUGGAUGACCUAUUUUAGAGGAAGGAUCGCCAUACCAUCAUAUAAUACACCUUACAUAAUAGUAAAUUAUAUUUAUUAGACACCGUAUCCAUCUCGUGAAGGGGGAGCAAACAAAAUAACAAAGGAACACAGAAAUAUUAUCCAAAAAUAUCAUUGAUAAAAGGAGUCUAUAAUAAUCUGAAGAAUUUAAGUGGGGCAUCAAAGGACCUGAUAACGUCAGUUAUACAUUUCUUAAUAAAAAAAAUAUGUGGAUCAAAUGUAUUUCUUUGUCGUAGAGUUGAAUACAAAUAAAUGAUGAAUAAACUCAUACCCGUGUAGAUGAAUCUAU
This is a messenger RNA of Lytechinus pictus (painted urchin), 2809 nucleotides long. Its product is annotated as cytochrome P450 2U1-like. Lineage: Eukaryota; Metazoa; Echinodermata; Echinoidea; Temnopleuroida; Toxopneustidae. The transcript has 4 exons. Bases 215 to 1669 code for a protein of 484 amino acids. Gene Ontology annotation, biological process: xenobiotic metabolic process. The record is from RefSeq and is a predicted model, not a curated record. Gene Ontology annotation, cellular component: intracellular membrane-bounded organelle; cytoplasm. Gene Ontology annotation, molecular function: steroid hydroxylase activity; oxidoreductase activity, acting on paired donors, with incorporation or reduction of molecular oxygen, reduced flavin or flavoprotein as one donor, and incorporation of one atom of oxygen; iron ion binding.